This is a messenger RNA of Heterostelium album PN500, 654 nucleotides long. RefSeq names its product putative methyltransferase. The transcript has 5 exons. The coding region runs from base 1 to 654 and encodes 217 amino acids. NCBI's taxonomy places the organism in Eukaryota, Evosea, Eumycetozoa, Acytosteliales, Acytosteliaceae. The record is from RefSeq and is a predicted model, not a curated record. Gene Ontology annotation, molecular function: protein-lysine N-methyltransferase activity. Gene Ontology annotation, biological process: peptidyl-lysine dimethylation.
AUGAAUGUAAACAAAACAAUUAUGAGUUCGCCACCAGAUGUAUCAGCAGAGAUUCUAGAUGAUGCCGUCAAUAUUUUCGAAAUAGAGUCGAGCGAUGAAGAAAUUGAAUAUGGUCUCACUACAUACAAUCGUGUAGAACCAAUAAAGAAUAAUACAGAUAUCACAUCAUUGACAGUUAGACUACCACAAAGACAUUCAUUAUGGGCACAUCUAGCUUGGAAUGCGGGUCUUGCACUCUCUGAUUUCUUGGAUCAAAAUAUUGAUUUCACUGAUAAAACUGUUUUGGAAUUGGGAUCGGGUGCAGGUUUACCAUGUUUUAUUGCAACAUUGAACAAUGCCAAGACCGUUGUUAUGACAGACUAUCCAGAUAAGACUUUGAUCGACAAUUUAGAGUACAAUCGUAGUAAUACACUACCGGAGCGAUUUACAAACAACAACAGACUAUUUAUUUACGUUGCAUUUUCACAUCAUAGACCACACAGAGUAGAGAAAGAUAUGAACUUUUUCAAGAUUGCACAAGAAGAACCAUUUAAUUUCAUCGCAGAGAAAUUCAAAGAGUUAAAGAUGAAACCGAUGUUUGCCGAAGAUUUAGGAAGUGAAGAAGUAAGAAAAACAGUACACUUUUAUACAUUAAAGAAAAAGCAACAACAAUAA